Molecule: messenger RNA, 759 nt
Organism: Alternaria incomplexa
Lineage: Eukaryota; Fungi; Ascomycota; Dothideomycetes; Pleosporales; Pleosporaceae
Exons: 2
Coding region: 1-759 (252 amino acids)
Source: RefSeq, a predicted model, not a curated record
AUGGCGACUGCAUUCCACCUCUUCUCCGACCUGCCCGCUGAACUGCGCGUGCGUAUCUGGCACGUUGCCCUCGAGGACGACUACCACGAUCUCAAUGGCCGCAACCGCAUCAUCGAGCUCCAUAGCUACAACCCAACGUCGAAGACAAUCGCUGUCGCGGUAUCGCGUCGUUUCCCAACGCUUUUCGAAGUCAACCGCGAAGCGCGAUGUGAAGCUGCCAAAGCCGGCGGCGGAGAGUGGGUCACCGACGUCCUCUUGCUCUCUUCCCGGUUCCUCGUCAACAACGACGAUCGCGGAGGACUAGGCACCAGCACCCCGGCAUGUCUAGAGGAGAAGAAAUUAUAUUUCUUGAUUAAUUUACUGCCCUCUGGCGUCAUCAAGAAGAUUGCGUACCUCAUGCUCACGGUGGACCCUAUUCAUGGACUUUCUUCGGUACAUUACAACGGCAAACUCCUCGAGCUGUUCACUGCUCUCAAGCGUAUUCAUUUCCAGGCUCACCAUCGUUCUCAUCAUCUUCCCCGAAUCAGUGAAUCUGUCCUACAACACGUCCGGAAGGUCUUCGACGCAGAACCACCACAGGUGUCCUACCACCAUAUGUACGAAGUCCCUGAGCGGAGUACUCUGAUUUGGCUCUCAGUGUCUGGCGUGUCAAAUGUGGAGUAUGACGGCAUUCGCAAGGUCGAGUGGGGAUUCAGGAAGGACCUGUGGGUUCCGAGGGCGAAGAAGAACGGAUCGGGGACUCUGCAAAAGAUUGCUUAG